Molecule: messenger RNA, 3206 nt
Organism: Ixodes scapularis (black-legged tick)
Lineage: Eukaryota; Metazoa; Arthropoda; Arachnida; Ixodida; Ixodidae
Gene: AlaRS
Product: alanine--tRNA ligase, cytoplasmic
Exons: 23
Coding region: 215-3118 (967 amino acids)
Biological process (GO): alanyl-tRNA aminoacylation; tRNA modification
Cellular component (GO): cytoplasm; mitochondrion
Molecular function (GO): alanine-tRNA ligase activity; amino acid binding; nucleic acid binding
Source: RefSeq, a predicted model, not a curated record
GUUGGUUCAUUGAUUGAUCCCGCUUUGCAUCAGCAGAGUGCCGAGUGCUUUCCAGGCGUCGAAGAACUACGAGCGUGAGCCGGCGCACGAGGUGCGUAAAUCUGUCGGUUGUACUGCGCCCGCACCCGUCACUUUUACGUGGUUACCACUGUCCGUCUGACUGAGUCUUGCAGAUUGAGAGGUGAGAAAAGUUUUUAAAUGAGGUUCUGCUAUCAUGACUACAGCUGCAGAAAUCCGGCAGCAGUUUAUAGACUUUUUUGUCCAGAAGUAUGACCAUCUUCACGUGAGAUCGUCAUCCGUGAUCCCUCAUGAUGAUCCCACACUCCUCUUUACAAAUGCUGGCAUGAACCAGUUCAAGCCCAUCUUUCUUGGAACUGUGGAUCCGAACAGCGAUGCUGGAAAGUACAAGAGGGUGGUUGACACCCAGAAGUGCAUUCGUGCCGGUGGGAAGCACAACGACCUUGACGAUGUCGGCAAGGAUGUCUACCACCACACCUUCUUUGAGAUGCUUGGAAACUGGUCCUUUGGUGACUUCUUCAAGAAAGAAAUCUGCUCGUGGGCCUGGGAGUUGCUCACCAAGGUGUACAAGCUUCAAGGGGAGAGGCUCUAUGUGACAUACUUUGGGGGCAACGAGGCAGCAGGGCUUGAGCCAGACUUGGAGUGCAAGCAGAUCUGGAUGAAUCUUGGAGUCCCGGAGGAGAGGAUCCUUCCAGGCAGCAUGAAGGACAACUUUUGGGAGAUGGGGGAGACGGGUCCCUGCGGCCCCUGCUCGGAGAUCCACUACGACCGCAUCGGCGGGCGCAACGCCAGCCACCUCGUGAAUGCAGAUGUGCCUGACGUCCUGGAGAUCUGGAACCUCGUCUUCAUUCAGUACAACAGAGAAACGGAUGGUAAGCUGCGACUUCUGCCAAAGCAGCAUGUGGACACUGGAAUGGGCUUUGAACGACUGGUGUCUGUUAUCCAAGACAAGCCAUCCAACUAUGACACCGAUGUUUUCGUGCCCAUCUUUGACGCCAUUCAGAAGGCUACCGGAGUGAGGCCCUACCAGGGCAGAGUGGGCAAAGAGGACACCGACGGGAUUGACAUGGCCUACCGGGUGCUGGCGGACCACUCGCGAACUCUGACCAUUGCACUGUCUGAUGGAGGACGCCCCGACAACGUUGGCCGUGGGUACGUCCUAAGGAGGAUCCUACGUCGGGCUGUCCGCUACGCCACUGAGAAGAUGAAUGCAGCCCCCGGCACCUUUGCAAGCCUUGUCCCUGUGGUUGUCCAGAUCCUGGGCGACGUCUUUCCGGAGUUGAAGAAGGACACAGAAUCUGUGAUGGACAUCAUCAACGAAGAAGAAGGACAGUUCCUCAAGACGCUUUCUCGAGGAAGACGUCUCCUGGAGAAGACUGUCAACAAGCUUGGAGACCAGAAGUUUCUCCCAGGGGACGUGGCGUGGAGGCUGUACGACACUUAUGGAUUCCCUAUCGACCUGACCCAACUCAUGGUAGAAGAGAAAGGGCUCGCUGUGGACAUGGAGUCUUACGAGAAGGCCAAGGCAGCCGCUCAGCUGGCCUCUCAAGCUGGUGACAGCAAGGUGGACGAUGGCCUGAAGCUGGACGUGCACGCUAUUGCGGACCUCCAGAGCAAGAAUGUGCCUACAACGAACGAUCUCCCCAAGUAUGAUUACCGUGCAACGUCAAACGACAAAGCUGCCAGCUACGAAUUCUCUCCAUGUUCAGGCACUGUGCUUGUACUACGGACAUCAAAGCAGUUUGUGGAUUCUAUCGAGGCGGGACAGCAGUGCGGUGUCAUUUUGAACCAGACUAAUUUUUAUGCCGAGUCCGGAGGUCAAACCUACGACACCGGCUUCAUGACAUGCGAAACCAACGAGGAUUUGGAGUUUGCCGUCACUGAAGUGCACACCCAAGGAGGCUAUGUCGUGCACAUCGGAAGACUAAUCAGUGGCACACUCAGAGUGGGCGACAAACUCAAGCUCGCCAUCGAUGAGCAACGUCGCAAGCUGGUCAUGAACAACCACACUGGCACGCACAUUCUGAACUUCGCACUGAGGAAAGUGCUGACUGCCGAGGCUGACCAGAGGGGAUCGCUGGUUGCACCUGACCGCCUGAGAUUUGACUUUGCUAACAAGAAACCCAUGUCUCCUGCUGAGGUGAAAGCUGCAGAGCAGAGUGCAGUUGAGCUCAUCUCCAAAAACGGAGAGGUCUACGCCAAGGACUCGCCCCUGUCCAUUGCCAAGGCCAUCCAAGGACUCCGUGCUGUCUUCAACGAGACGUAUCCAGACCCGGUACGAGUUGUGUCGAUUGGGGUCCCAGUCGACGAUCUUAUGGCAGACCCUUCAAGCCCUGCAGGAUCCUUGACCUCCAUUGAAUUCUGUGGUGGAACCCACUUGAAGCGUGCCGGGCAUGUGGGUGACUUUGUGAUCACUACUGAGGAAGCCAUUGCCAAGGGAAUACGGAGAAUCGUGGCCCUCACAGGUCCAGAAGCUGCAAAGGCGCUCAAGAAAGCUGAACACUACCAGAAUGAGGUGAACCGGAUCAAGGCAGAGGGAGCAAAGGUGACCCAAGCAGCUCAGGGCAAAGAGCUGGUGAAGCAACUGGUUGAACUUACUGAGGAGAUAUCACAGUCCAACAUCUCUUACUGGAAGAAAGAUGAGCUGAGAACAGAGCUGAAAAACCUCAAGAAGCAGUUGGACGACUUGGACAGGAGCAACAAAGCUCAAGCACAGCAAAUGGCAAUCGAAAAUGUGAAGAAACUUUUGGAGCAGAAGAAGGAUUCCGAAUACAUUGUGCACGCUCUUGAGGUUGGAGACAAUGCCAAGGCCCUGGACGCAGCCUUGAAGCAAGUGCGCACUAUCACACCAAACGCUGCCGCCAUGUUCUUCAGCUGUGAUGCAGAGAAAGGGAAAGUCAUCUGUCUGAGUUCUGUGCCCAAGGACAUCGUCGCACGAGGUCUCACUGCCAACGGAUGGAUCAAGGAAGUGUCGGAGGUGAUUGGAGGCAAGGGUGGAGGCAGGGAGGAAUCUGCUCAGGCCAUUGGGAACAAUGUAAGCUCUCUGGACAAGGCAUUGGAAGUGGCACACAACUUUGCCAAGCUCAAGCUCACCUGCUGAAGGCGGCGCUGCUCCUUGUACUGGGGUUUCCUUGGAGCUUCAAUAAUUUUAUAUUUGAGUUUUCGUAAUAAACGCUGGGUUAUGCUUG